Nematocida homosporus is the source of this 435-nucleotide messenger RNA. RefSeq lists its product as uncharacterized. Lineage: Eukaryota; Fungi; Microsporidia. The transcript has a single exon. The record is from RefSeq and is a predicted model, not a curated record. Bases 1 to 435 code for a protein of 144 amino acids.
AUGGAUGGCCCCCGCUUCUCUAAGCUUAAGUCUGCUUUUGAAAAGAUGCUUGAUCAAAUCUUCCAAGAAACAGAUAGUCUGCCCAUCUCUGCCAAAGAGGAAAUUCAAUCGCAAUUCACUCAAAUCCUUCUUAAGUACUCCCUGCCCUCUAAACUCAAUGAACUAGAUGCCAGACUCGAACGGCCCACCCCAUUUUAUGACGUCACCAACGAAUCAGAAAUAGAGAAGAUUCUUACUUCUUAUCUUCAUUUACCCAUCUCUCAAUUUCUUAAUGCUAUCUCUACAGAAGAACUCAAAAUCAAAAGAGAGAUAAGUAAGUGCCAAGAAGCCGAGACAGAACAGGACAAAGAAAUAGCAGACCUUACCACUCAGAUCAUUGCCUGGGCAGAUAGAGUUAAGACUUCUAUCCAUGCGAUCCGGCGGCACGCCCAAUAA